CCAUGUUCUCGUUGGCCCUGAAAUGCCUUAUAAGUUUAUCCUCCAUUAUUCUGCUCGGACUAAUCAUCGCGUAUCACGCCAGGGAGGUGCAGCUAUUCAUCAUCGACAAUGGAGCGGAUGACUGGCGGAUCGCGAUGACUUACGAGCGGAUAUUUUACAUCAGCCUGGAGCUGGUCAUUUGUGCCAUACACCCCAUUCCCGGGGAGUACAAGUUUUUCUGGAAUGCCCGUCUGGCCUUUUCCUACACGCCGUCGCAGGCUGAGGCCGACGUGGACAUUAUCCUCUCCAUCCCCAUGUUUCUGAGGCUCUACCUGAUCGCCCGCGUCAUGCUCUUGCACAGUAAACUCUUUACGGACGCCUCCUCCCGCAGCAUCGGGGCGCUCAACAAGAUCAACUUCAACACCCGCUUCGUCAUGAAGACCCUAAUGACCAUCUGCCCUGGAACUGUGCUGCUGGUCUUCAGCAUAUCGCUGUGGAUUAUCGCUGCUUGGACCGUACGUGUCUGCGAGAGGUACCACGACCAGCAGGAUGUCACCAGCAACUUUCUGGGUGCCAUGUGGUUGAUCUCCAUCACGUUUCUCUCCAUUGGUUAUGGUGACAUGGUGCCAAACACCUACUGCGGGAAAGGCGUCUGUCUCCUAACCGGCAUUAUGGGUGCCGGCUGUACUGCCUUAGUGGUUGCCGUAGUCGCUCGGAAGCUGGAACUCACCAAAGCAGAAAAACACGUCCAUAACUUCAUGAUGGACACGCAGUUAACGAAACGGAUAAAGAAUGCAGCGGCGAAUGUCCUGCGAGAAACAUGGCUCAUUUACAAGCACACCAAACUACUAAAGAAGAUCGACCAUGCCAAAGUCCGCAAGCACCAGAGGAAGUUUCUGCAAGCCAUUCAUCAGUUACGGAGUGUAAAGAUGGAACAAAGGAAAUUGACUGACCAAGCCAACACUUUGGUUGAUCUCUCAAAGAUGCAAAGUGUGAUGUACGACCUCAUAACGGAGCUGAAUGACCGCAGCGAGGAUUUAGAGAAGCAGAUUGGCAGUCUGGAGACCAAGCUGGACCAGAUCACUUCCACCUUCAACACUCUUCCUGUCCUUAUUGUGGAUGCCCUCCGACAACAGCAGCAGCAACUGCUCUCUGUGAUCCUGGAAUCUCGGGGACUGGGGGUAGCAGUGGGAACGCCACAGACCCCCAUGUCUGACAGCCCUAUGGGGAUAAGUUCGGCGUCUUUUCCGACGCCACACACCAGCUCCAGCAGCUGCUGAGUGGGCAGAAGAAAGAACUGGCUUGGGAAUGGUAGACCCCAAAACUUAUAUUUGCCGUCGGUAGGAAUAUUUAGGAGAGGAUCAGGGACUGCUGGCUUCCUAAAACAUCAUGUAAUCUCAGCUAACAUGGGGUAGCCUUUAACAUAGGAAAGCAGCUUGCCCUUGUGAUGGGCUACAAGUCAAGGAGCAGAACGCCUGCUAGAAGUUGGGAUACAGUAUGGUGCAUCCACUCAUUCACUGCCAAGUGACCUGCGAUGCUUAGCGGAGACGACAAGGGUUAUCAACCCUACUUCCUCCAGUUGACACAUUCUGUGAUCUUCCUGAUGACGCCCCUGUUCCAUUCUAUUACUGCCCUCCAA
Messenger RNA from Nanorana parkeri, 1618 nucleotides. RefSeq names its product potassium calcium-activated channel subfamily N member 3 (gene KCNN3). Lineage: Eukaryota; Metazoa; Chordata; Amphibia; Anura; Dicroglossidae. Gene Ontology annotation, molecular function: calmodulin binding; small conductance calcium-activated potassium channel activity. The record is from RefSeq and is a predicted model, not a curated record. Gene Ontology annotation, biological process: potassium ion transmembrane transport. Gene Ontology annotation, cellular component: neuron projection; neuronal cell body; plasma membrane. Bases 3 to 1259 code for a protein of 418 amino acids. The transcript has 7 exons.